Cordyceps fumosorosea ARSEF 2679 is the source of this 1410-nucleotide messenger RNA. RefSeq names its product mitochondrial import inner membrane translocase subunit tim-54. The record is from RefSeq and is a predicted model, not a curated record. The transcript has a single exon. Lineage: Eukaryota; Fungi; Ascomycota; Sordariomycetes; Hypocreales; Cordycipitaceae. The coding region runs from base 1 to 1410 and encodes 469 amino acids.
AUGGCGGACCAAGGUACGAAACCACCGGCGGCCGUCCCCGUCGCCGCCGCCGCCGCGCCGUCACCAGCGGUCCCCCUCAAGCCCGAGGGCAACCCAGCCCUGCGCAUGAUGGGCCUGCCGAACCUCCCCAAACGCCUGCCCUCGCGCAACUGGCUCAUCUUCUGGGCGCUGUGCGGCACGAUCUCCGGCGCCAUCAUCUACGACCGGCGCGAGAAGACGCGCGCGACCGAGCGGUGGCGGCGCGCCGUCGCACCCCUCGCCACCGAGCCCAUCGGCGCCGCCAACCAGCUGCCCCGGCGGCUGACCGUGUACAUCGCCGCGCCCCCCGGCGACGGCCUGCGUGCCGCCCAGGACCACUUCAUCGAGUACGCCAAGCCCGUGCUCGCCGCCGCCGGCGUCGACUGGGAGUUCGUCCAGGGCCGCCAGCAGGGCGACGUGCGCGCCGCCGUCGCCGAAAGGGUGAGGCGGGCGCGCCGUGCCGUGGAGCGGCCUGGGGAGACGCUCCCCGCGACGGGCGAGAGCGUCGUCGAGGACCUGCGCACGAGGCUGGAGCUGCCCCGCUACCUUGGCGUCCACGGUGACGUCGUCUUCGGCAGGCACGCGUGGAAGGAGUACGUCCGCGGCCUGCACGAGGGCUGGCUAGGACCCCUGGACCCGCCACCGGCGCCGGUCGUGGAAGCCCCUGAGCCUGCUGCUGCUGCCAACACGACGACGACGACGACGCCCGCUGCCGAUACGGGUGUUGGCGGCGACGCGGCCGCCAAGCCCGAGGAGGAUAACAAGAAAAAGGACGAAAAGCCCAAGCGCCCGCCUCAGCCCGUCCCCUACAACAAGCCCGAGGACUACGAGGCCGCCACCCUCCCGAGCACCAUCCCCGAUCAGCUCCAGCCCUCCACCGCCAUCCCCUUCCCGCACCGCCUCGGCUUCCGGCACACCUUUGUGCGCCUCGGGUGGUUCCUGAACCGCCGCGCCCUCGCCGACGACAUCGGCCGCGAGGUCGCCGCCGUGUGCUUCGCCGCCUCGCGCGACUACGCACCCCGCGACGCCGACGGCGCCGCCGAGCAGCAGCGCCUACUGGAUCACGAGGAGCGCAACUGGCAAAAGUCCGUCUGGGCGCCGGACGUGCCGCCCAAGCCGGAGGACGACACCCGCACGCCCGAGGAGAAGGCGCGACCGCCGAAGGAGAGGAUCUGGGCGAGCCCGCUGUUGCUUGACGAGCGCGUGGCGCAGCGCAUGCGCCGCUUCGAGAUCGAGCCGGAGCGCGAGGCCGCGGCGCGCGCCAUCGUGGUGCCCGAGGAGGCCGUUGAGGGCUUCAUCAAGGGCAGCCUGCGUGGGCUGUGGCGCUGGGGCGUCCGCAGCUGGACGGACCAGCCCAUGCGGCCCAACGUGGGUAACGUGGACGACGAGUAG